AUGGAUAUGAAUAUUGGUAUAGACAGUAAACCACGAACUCGACGAGGACGUCGUCGCUUUACUGAUCGACUGGUCACAUUGGCCGGUGACCGCAAUGAUGACAUCAACGAUCCCACCGAUUCCAACAUAACUCUGAAUGUGCGUGUAAAGGAACGGGAAAAUGGCGGUACUAGAAAAGGUCCAGUGGGAAGCAUCUUCAAAGAUACACCUACUACUGCUAUCAAAAAUCUUUUCCGCAAAGAUUCCAGCCACGAUCUAAAAGACACUAUCAAACGCCCUCUUACAGGGCUAUUUCGAGGGCCAAGUUUUCGACCAAAUUCGAAACUUAGAACAAAAGGUGAGAACAAAACGGAAACAGAUAUUUCUGCACCCGGAACUUCGAAUUAUGGAAAUGAACACACCGUUUCUCAGAGCUCGGAGACACCGUGUUUCGAAGGGGUUUUACAUGAUCUUGCUAAUGCUCCAAGCAUAAACGUCAAUCAAAUAUCACCAAUGUAUCAACUCGAUUUUAUGAAUGCGAAGAAUACUUCACUUGUUAAAUUGGAUGAUAUAGAUUUAUCACUUCUGUCACGAUUUUUGUGUCUAAAAGAAGUGAAUGAUGAGAAAGUAUCUUGGACAUGGGACUACCUUUUCGCCAGUGUGAAUACAGAAAUGCGUGACGAAUGGGCACAGGACGAGGAACGUGAUGGUGAUGAUCGCGAAAAUGAAAAUCUAAUCAAAUAG
Acanthocheilonema viteae is the source of this 723-nucleotide messenger RNA. The record is from the annotation of a GenBank genome assembly. Lineage: Eukaryota; Metazoa; Nematoda; Chromadorea; Rhabditida; Onchocercidae.